Leptosomus discolor (cuckoo roller) is the source of this 2616-nucleotide messenger RNA. Lineage: Eukaryota; Metazoa; Chordata; Aves; Leptosomiformes; Leptosomidae. The record is from RefSeq and is a predicted model, not a curated record.
UCUGGAACGGCCUCAGUCAAAAUGUUCUCAGAGCAGCAUCCAGCAGAAAAUAUGCCUCAGAAGCAAUUAAAGGCGCUGUUAUUGGAAUUGAUUUGGGUACAACCAACUCCUGCGUGGCAGUUAUGGAAGGAAAGCAAGCGAAAGUGCUGGAAAACUCGGAAGGUGCCAGGACAACCCCUUCAGUGGUGGCGUUCACAGCCGACGGCGAGCGCUUGGUGGGCAUGCCAGCCAAGCGGCAGGCGGUGACCAACCCCCACAACACCUUCUACGCCACCAAGCGUCUCAUCGGGCGGCGCUUUGAUGACUCGGAAGUGAAGAAGGACAUUAAGAACGUUCCGUUUAAAAUUGUCCGUGCCUCCAAUGGUGAUGCCUGGGUAGAGGCUCAUGGGAAGCUCUAUUCUCCAAGCCAGAUCGGUGCCUUUGUGCUGAUGAAGAUGAAGGAAACUGCAGAAAAUUACCUGGGACAUUCAGCAAAGAAUGCUGUGAUCACAGUUCCUGCUUACUUCAAUGAUUCUCAGAGACAGGCUACAAAAGAUGCUGGGCAGAUCGCUGGCUUGAAUGUUUUGAGGGUGAUUAAUGAACCAACAGCAGCUGCACUUGCCUAUGGUCUGGACAAGUCUGAAGACAAAGUCAUUGCAGUCUACGAUUUGGGUGGCGGCACUUUUGAUAUUUCCAUUUUGGAAAUCCAGAAGGGAGUCUUUGAGGUGAAGUCCACCAACGGUGACACUUUCUUGGGUGGAGAAGAUUUUGACCAGGCUUUGCUACAGUAUAUUGUUAAAGAGUUCAAGCGAGAGAUGGGUGUUGACCUGACUAAAGACAACAUGGCCCUUCAGAGGGUGAGAGAAGCAUCGGAGAAGGCCAAGUGUGAGCUUUCGUCAUCUGUGCAGACGGAUAUUAACCUGCCGUACCUUACAAUGGAUGCCUCUGGACCAAAGCACUUGAACAUGAAGCUGAGUCGCUCGCAGUUCGAGGGCAUCGUGGCUGAUCUGAUCAAAAGGACGGUAGCGCCGUGCCAGAAAGCCAUGCAGGAUGCCGAAGUCAGCAAGAGUGACAUUGGUGAAGUCAUCCUCGUCGGUGGCAUGACCAGAAUGCCAAAGGUGCAGCAGACUGUGCAGGAUUUGUUUGGCCGUGCUCCUAGCAAAGCGGUGAAUCCUGACGAAGCCGUCGCCAUUGGCGCAGCUAUUCAAGGUGGCGUGUUAGCUGGGGACGUUACUGAUGUGCUGCUGCUGGAUGUCACUCCCCUCUCCUUGGGGAUUGAGACGCUGGGAGGUGUCUUCACCAAGCUCAUCAACAGGAAUACUACCAUACCAACUAAGAAGAGCCAGGUGUUUUCCACAGCUGCUGAUGGGCAAACCCAAGUGGAGAUUAAAGUGUGCCAGGGAGAGAGAGAGAUGGCUAGUGACAACAAACUUCUUGGCCAGUUCACAUUGGUUGGGAUUCCCCCAGCGCCCCGUGGAGUGCCCCAGAUUGAGGUCACUUUUGACAUCGAUGCGAACGGUAUCGUUCAUGUGUCAGCCAAGGAUAAAGGCACCGGACGCGAACAGCAAAUUGUUAUCCAGUCUUCUGGCGGCCUUAGCAAAGAUGAAAUUGAGAACAUGGUGAAGAACGCAGAGAAAUACGCAGAGGAGGACAGGCGAAGAAAGGAACGUGUGGAAGCUGUAAACAUGGCCGAAGGCAUCAUCCAUGAUACAGAGUCUAAGAUGGAGGAGUUCAAGGAUCAGCUGCCAGCAGAUGAGUGCAACAAAUUAAAGGAAGAAAUUGCUAAAAUGAGGGAACUUCUGGCUCGUAAAGAUACUGAAACGGGUGAAAACAUCAGGCAGGCAGCGACCAGCCUGCAGCAGGCUUCCCUGAAACUCUUUGAAAUGGCAUACAAGAAGAUGGCCUCUGAACGAGAGGGUUCUGGAAGCCCAGGGGAUCAGAAGGAGGAGAAGCAAUAAGAAGUCUCUGUCUUGCCUUGACUAGAGUAUGAAGAAGAGGUCGAUUUUUUUCUUGACGCUUGGGAGAGAAGGGACCUUCCUGAGCAGCAAUGGGCAGAAUUCAGACUUACUGUGUUUUUGCAGUAUUCUAUAUAUAAAAUUCUUUAAUGUAUAAACUUAGUGAUGUGUCUGCUAGAUAAAUUGUCACUUGAUGAAAGUUAAUUCAUGCCAGACGAAGGUUUAAGUGUUCGUCCCCGUGGUAUUCAACUGAGGCACCUGGGGACUCGCUGAUCAUUUAUUUCUGAUACUUGACACAAUGGCGUACUAAAUCUGAUCUCCAAGUUUGGAAACCAUGUCACUAAAUGGAAGGGUGGAGAUGGAAGUCCUGCUGGAACUGGGAGGAGAGUAAGACCUGUGUGGACCCUCCUUGUGGAUCUGAGUGCUUGUGAGCAGGUAAUGAGGCCUGUGAGCAGCAGUGGUAAGGCUGGUUGCAUUGCUGGAGAACAUUCGGAUCUGCAGCUAGGUUAGUACCCGUGUUCUGAAGGAGAAGGGUUACUUCAAAUUUAGCUGUAACAUUAUUUCUUACGAGAGAGGCUAUGUGGAAGUUAAAUACUUUGCUUGUCUGAGCCUUCUGCUCCAUCAUGUGUCUAUUCUCUGCUUAUGGUAAAACAAUUUCCUUGAAAAUAAAACUGUUAUUGGA